Messenger RNA from Ceutorhynchus assimilis (cabbage seed weevil), 2728 nucleotides. The record is from the annotation of a GenBank genome assembly. Lineage: Eukaryota; Metazoa; Arthropoda; Insecta; Coleoptera; Curculionidae.
UUGGAAGGGCAUAACUUUUUUUCUAUUAUAGAUAGAAAGCUAAAAUUUUCACUGAAAUUUACUCAAUAAAGGGACCACAAUUCCUGAAAAUUUCAGCUCAUUUAUUUUGUAGUUAUAGUUCCUGAGAUAAAAACGUGUGUUAAGCAAUUAUUCAUAUGAAUAGGUUCUAGGAACAAAAUAAUUACUGCCUCUCCAAGCACGUGGCCAAUACAAUCCAGCCGUCGAGGUCGUAAUAGACGUCGGCAUAUCGAUCCAGAGUCCAGGAUAAAAGGGCGAUCCCAUAGCAAUCCAUACGUCGUAGUUCGUAGUAGUUAUACAAUACACUCCGUCUGAAUCGAUUGGAAUUACAGCUUUUCAGACAUUUCCUUUGUCUUGUGUGUUUUUUCUUUCUAUGUUUUGCUGUAUUUAAUUCGAGCAGAUGUUGUUCAUAAUGCGCCUAGUCCUCUCAAUCAACUGGUGCUCCUAUAAACAUUUGUCCGCGUCUAGCUAUCAUUAUCAGACUGAGUGUAAUAAUAAAAAUAUUAAAUACAAAAGUGCAAUUAAUUUUUAAAGGGGCAGACAUUUCUCGAUUGAAUUUCAGUGAAGUGUAAAGUGACGCCAAGUUCGGAUUUUCCAAAAAUAUAUCUCCGGGGUAAAGCUACGUCACCGGUUUUGGUGGGGCGUACUUAGGUAGUUUAUAGGCCAACGCAUACCAGCUAGAAUUUAGUACAGAGUACUUGUUUAGUUCCAACCAAACAGAACUAUAACUAGGAAAGAAGUAGAAGAGGAAGCGAAAGUUUUUGUUAUUCUAUUCUUUGUUUGCAGUUGCGAUUAUUGUAUGGAGCGUGAAAAACCGUUAAUUAGCACACUGCAAUCAAUUUGCAGUAGCAUCGGAUCAGGAUCAUCCUCUGAGCAGCAUGACUCCUGCACAUCUGCAUUUUCUCUGGGUCUCAAAAAUGAACGCAGUGGCCCUCAGCUUGACGACCAAGUCAUCGAGCGCGCCUCAGAAUCUCCAACAGUGGGCCGCUGGGGCUGCGAAUGGCCGAGCUGACUCGAAACAGCCGAAAGCUGUGGUCCAACUCGAGCCCUCCUAGGGUUAACUAGUACCUCCCUCAAGGGAGUAAAUAAUCCGGAUUUUUGCCAUGCUACAGCUUGCUUCGAACACUCAAACAUCGAGUACGACCAGAUCCACGGUUACUGGCCGCCGGCACAUCCUUUACCUUUGCCCAGAUGGGCUGCGGAACCUUUAAAACCUUACAAGUUUAAAAAUAUCAGAGAAUAUGAAGUCCUGGCUGGCAAAAUCGAAAUGGAACUACAAAAGCUAUUGGAGGAGCAUAAUUACGACACAGUCGGCAAUUUCCUGGAGUUGUACCAACAUUUUAAGAACAGUAAAAUGAGGAGUGCAAUUGAGUUCUUCCAUAAAUACACACCAAAAAUAACAUCUGAACAUCAUACAUGUGUGGGCCUCGCACUAGAACUACGUCAUCGCUUACAACAAUUCAAAAAAUCUUACCCCAACAUCGAAAGCCAUCUAUGUAUAGUAUCCUGUGAAGAAAAUAUUGAUUCUGUAGAUGGGUAUACAGCUUUGAGGGAUACUUUUGACACCAUGCCUUCUACUUUGGAAAAGGAGCAUUGCCUGAUGUGCUUGAAAUUUGAAAUUAAAGGCAGAAGUGGGGUGCUAUUGUGCGAUCCUGGCUACCAUGUGGCUAGGGUUGUUACUGUUAUGACAGAUAAAGCGUAUCCUCAUACAAGUUGGUUUACCCAAUCUGAAGAAAACAAUAUUCAUAAAGAAUAUUGUUAUUCAUUUUGUACGGUUAAAAGUACUUUUGUUCAAUGGGAUGAAAGAACUACUAAAAACGACAAGCAAGAAGGUUUUACUGGAAUUAUUUAUGUUGAAAGGCCUUACCUCACUGCCGUAGAUGUAACAGAGAGAAGAAAUCUUAUUUAUCCAUUCAGGAGUUUGUUAUCCAGAGACCAAAAGGGCCACCUUAUUGCGGGUGUCUAUUUCAAAAUAAAACUGAAAAAUGACGAGUUUACAGUGUUCUACCAAGAUAUGGGCAAGCAACGGGUGAAAAUGAACUUUUCAUCACUAUUACAAACAGAAAUCAACGAAGACAUGUUGAAAAAACUGACAAUUGCCAAUGACCAGAUGCGCUUGCAAAAAGGAAAACUUUUAAGUACCCUGCAACAAUGUGGAGAGCUUCUCAAGGACGAGCAUUAUUUGAAGGAGACUCUUGCUAUUGAAAAUCUCAUUAGUGUUAUGUCGGAAAACAACUAAAAUUUGCUUAAUUAUUGUUUUGAAGAAUCACAAAUUUAGCAUAAUUUUCCUAGAAAUUUGUGGUGGAAUUCAGUUGUCACUAUAAUAAUAUACCUACACUUAGAUAAUUAUUAUUUCUAAUAAAAGCUUUUAUUUUUCUUCUUCAUUAUAUUAUGUAUUCUCAUAAUUAAGAUUAAGGUAUUAGGUACUGGGUGUCAAGUUAUAAAGUACCACCACCUGUAACUUUUUUAUUUCUGAUUGUACACAAAAAAGUUACUGGUGGUGGUACUUUAUAACUUGACACCCAGUACAUACCCUAAUUACCCUACGUCUAGUUUUUUGUGUUGUCUAUGGAAUUAUAUGAUUAUGCUGUUAGGUUUAUUUAUGAUGAGUUAUACUAGAAAUCAAAUUCAAAAAAAAUUGCUUCUUAGAUUUAACUUUUGAAUAUUUUUGUUGCAUUAUCUUAUACCUAAAUAUAAAAAUUUAGUCGAA